Phytomonas sp. EM1 is the source of this 2779-nucleotide messenger RNA. NCBI's taxonomy places the organism in Eukaryota, Euglenozoa, Kinetoplastea, Trypanosomatida, Trypanosomatidae. The record is from the annotation of a GenBank genome assembly.
GGAUUGAUUCGUCCCCUUUUAAGAAACGCAUGAAGCUCUAUUUUAUUUCAAAUGAUAUAUAAACUAAGUUUCGCUUCAAUAAACUCACAAACUAAGGGUAUGAUUUAGACCCCUGUCUUCAAUAUUAUACCUAUCAUUGUGUCUUCCAUGCGCGCAAUUAAAUACACCUUUCCCUUGAGCGCUAUGAAUGCCCACACCAAGCCCCUUCGAUAACAGCUCCAACGUUUUUAUAAGGUGCAUCCACUUUUGAAGUGAAAUUAUCCUGCUCCACGAGGGUGAUAUAUCAGUGGCAUUGCUCAUAAUAGAUUGUCACUUUUUUUUGCCUGAACGAUAAUACAUGAAUUGAUACCUAUGUUACAUUUCCUGUGUUGCUUCUAUUUUUCAUCCUAUGCUGACAGGAUCUUCCUGUACUUAUUUUAUAUUCUCCCUCCCGCAUAAAUCAAUUUUAUGGAAUAUUUUUAUUUAGCCAUUAUUAUUAUUACUAUUAUUAUUAUUAUUAGACUUUCAAUCUAUGGAUGUUUUACUAUCCCAACAAAUUGAACAACUUAAACAGAAGCAAUUAGUACUUGAAAGUCAGCUACGCGAUGGCGGAACGGCUGCUGUAAACACCUGUGCGGACUUUGUUGAUUAUCGUCAGGUCCAGGAGAUCGUUCCAAAUGCUGGGACCGAAGAGGGCAAAUGGGAUCCGCUUUCAAGUUCCCAGACACAUGUUGCUCAAUUAGCAGACACAGAGAACAUGUCUCUUCACGACCGUCUUCAGGAGCUGCAGCAUUUAAAGAAUAAGCACCAGUGCCGUGCUAGGCGGGCCCUUCAAAAGUACUUUACUGCGGUGAGUGAUUACUCGGGCUAUCAAAAACGACGCGAACAGCAUUUGAAAGUAAAGCCUUUCUCUUUUGCUUCCCGUGAUUUAAUGAAAUCUCCUCGAAUUCAUGAUAAUCGCAUGCUUGAAGAGCGACGCCAAAGGGAGGAGGAGCUAGAUAAGGUAUUACACACGCCUUUUCAAGCCAAUCCUGUGCCUCCCACUACCUUUAUGAAUAAAUACGACCUCAUGGUAGAAGAAUGGCGAGAACGAAAGGUAGCCGUGGAAAGGCUCGCGAGAGAGCAGGCCGAGCGGGCGCGUGAGGAGUCAGCCUUUAUUCGACUCUCAGCCAUGGGCUUGCGGCACGCGAGAGAGGGCGUUCUGGGCCCUUACCGUGAACUCGAUGGCGAGCAGCAGCGGAGACGCGUGCAGAGCGCGGACGGUAGGGGUGGUCGGCAACAGGGCCUGUCCAUUACCCAGCCCGAGGACAUUGCACUGGAGGUGCGCAUGCGGUUUUGGCCUGCGAUCAAGGAGCACGAGCAGGUGCGCAAGGAGCGCAUUAAGGAGCGCGCCAUAGGGCUCAAGAAAGAGGUGGAUGAGCACAGGCGAAAGGUCAUGCCAUUGUUAACGAACCCGACGCCUAUCAAGCUUUUUACGGAGCCACAGGAGGGGUGGUUUGGGGUGGGACGUCCUCUCGCCGUCGGCACGAGCCCAGUACCCUCUUCCUCGUCACCACCGCCUCAGUCGGGACCUGUUCAGGAAGGUGCGGCCGUGGCGGCGGUCGCUGCGGAGAAACUUCACCACCCCGAGAAAGAUGCCACGCUGUACAAUCCCAACUUAACCUUUCAUCCGAUGAUCCGGCCGGGCGUCCCCCAGUUCCACAAAAUCUGGGCACACGACCUGGCUGAGAAGGCUUCGAUGCGCAAGAAGAAGCCGCUGCCAACUGUUCCACAGCCUUUCGUCUUAACUCCAAGCGCAAAGGACGUGAUUGCCUGUGGGAAACGUCCGACGAGGUCGGUUUCUCAGCCUGUCGUCAAACGUGCCCCCUCGGCGCAGGCACGGCUUGCUCGUCAUGCGAAGUCUCAGGGUGACGAGGUUAAGAAGGAAAGAAAUGAAGACGAUAUGACUAGUGGCACUCAGUCGAAGGUGAUACCUAAAGGCACGCGUGCUCACGCUUUACGUACAGAGAUGGUCUAUUGCAAAUACAUAAAGAAGAUAAAGGAAAAAGACCUCAUUCCCGAGGUGGAACAGGCCUAUUUGAAAGAGAUCGCCAAGCGUCGAAGAGAGGUAUCUAAGCGCCUCGCGCAAUAUCUUGGUGAUCCACAUGCUGAAAAAGAGGCCGCGAUUCGCUCCAAGCUAAAAGAGUUGCGCACCGCUAUGAGGGAAAAUGAAAAGGCCGCAAAGAUGCGACUGAGGGAAAUGAAGGAACGUGUAGCGCAGAUACCGCCCAUAUUUGUGGAACCCACCCGACUCAACAGCCUUGCCAAGGCAAGAGUGGAGGGUGAGAAGGAGAUUUUGCAGAUGCUGAAACAAUCAGGUCUCGAUUCGGGAACGAUUCGCGAUAUAAUCACAAGGCCUGUGGACAGCGGCGGCUCCGAGAUUGAGAACAUGGAUGAGCUCGUCGCGGGGACUGCAGUGGCUGUAAGUGAUGAAGCGGGGGAACCUACACCCGUAGAUAGAGCUGAGAAGACUGAAGGAGGUGUGGCAGAACCGGCACCGGUCACUAAGGAUCCUGGCACACGUGAUUCAUCCAAAAGCACUCGUUCUUCUUCUUCUUCUUCUUCCUCUUCUUCUUCUUCUUCUUCAUCAAAUUAUUUGCGCAAGAAGAGGAGCUAUAAGUCCAAUAUUGGCUCGUCCCCCUCGAGUCCUGGAACUGCAGAUGCCCCUAAGGUGGGUGAGGCAGCACCACAAAGAGUAAAGCAGCGCACUGGUUACAGUGAUGACAGCUUCGAAGGGUACUCUAGCUCUUCCUCAGUAUAA